Penaeus indicus is the source of this 1192-nucleotide messenger RNA. It is a transcript of the gene Mlc-c, whose product is annotated as myosin-2 essential light chain-like. Bases 119 to 562 code for a protein of 147 amino acids. NCBI's taxonomy places the organism in Eukaryota, Metazoa, Arthropoda, Malacostraca, Decapoda, Penaeidae. The transcript has 5 exons. The record is from RefSeq and is a predicted model, not a curated record. Gene Ontology annotation, cellular component: myosin II complex. Gene Ontology annotation, molecular function: myosin heavy chain binding; calcium ion binding.
AGCAAACUAUAGAAAUCAAACUUAGAUAAUUAACUUGUAAAAGAGUUCGGGCUUCCCUCGUCGAGUUCCCUCCCGGCCAGUGGCAGAGAACGCCCGAAGCAGAAGCGACGUCGACGCCAUGGCAGCAUUCAGCGAAGAUCAGAUCAUAGAGUUCCAGGAGGCCUUCUCCAUCUUCGACCAGAAGGGUGAUGGCAAGAUCCAAGUGUCUCAGAUUGGGGAGGUCCUGAGAGCCCUGGGCCAGAACCCCACCGAGUCCGAGGUCAAGAAGCUGUCCCACCAGCACAGACCAGAUGAGCGCAUCAGCUUCGAGGUGUUCCUGCCCAUCAUGCAGACCAUCUCCCGUCAGCGCCCAGUUGACACCGCAGAUGACUUCAUCGAGGGCCUGCGUCACUUUGACAAGGAUGGCAACGGGUACAUCUCCUCUGCCGAGCUCCGCCAUCUCAUGACUCACCUCGGUGAGAAGCUAACAGACGAGGAAGUGGAACAGCUGCUUGCUGGCCAGGAGGACUCCCAAGGCAACGUCAACUACGAGGAGUUUGUGCGCAUGGUCCUCAGUGCUUGAAGUCUUCCUAGGGGUGGAGUCUGUUCGUAAGAGACCGUCGUCGCACAUGCAUUUUUCUAUUUAUGGUUAAAUUAUGUAAGGAGAACUCUCGGAAUUUGAAGAAGAAUAAAAUAAAAAUGAAGAGAGUUCCAUUGCCAAAAAAAAGAAAAGAAAUAUAUGAUGUGAGAGUUUUGUGAAGAUAUUUGAAUGUAUUUUAUAGGUAAUGAACUUUUCAUACUCUUUGGGAUGAAUAUGCGUUUAGUGCCCAGUGAUUUGUUUGUAGAAUGCGACUGAAGCAGUUUUUUGUGAUUUUGUAUCAAUUUGGAUGUUAUCCAUAACUAGUAAUUUCUCAAAAUUCAUAGUCUUGUCUCUGUCUAUCUGUUUUUUGGUUAUAUCUGUACUUAAAGUGUCAUAGGUAUUGCUUUUUAUGCAUACUAACACAAUUGGAGAGAAAAAGUUUUUUUUAAUUAAUGAAAAAGAAGCUUGUGAUAUGAUUACCUCUUGUCAAAAUCCUGCAGUCCCUGAUUUUAUUUAUUUCUUUUUUUAUUGUUUUAAUAAUACUACAUUAGUUAUUAACAUUCCAGGUCUGAAAAAGAGGUGAUAUAGGUGCCUGAAAAAUUGUUGAAAUAUAUUAAAGUUUGUAUGAGCUUC